AUGUCUUUCAAGACGCUCUCCGCUCUUGUGCUUGCGCUCGGCGCCGCUAUCCAGUUCACGAGUGCUGCUGUGCCUCUCGUCCAGAAACGCGCAACUUGCGCCGAUGGACGCACCACCGCAAAUGCUGCAUGUUGCGUUCUGUUCCCCAUCCUGGAUGACAUCCAGGAAAACCUCUUCGACGGUGCCCAGUGUGGAGAAGAGGUACACGAGUCCCUUCGUUUGACUUUCCACGAUGCAAUCGGUUUCUCUCCUACUUUAGGGGGAGGAGGAGCUGACGGCUCCAUCAUCACAUUCGACACCAUUGAGACCAAUUUCCCCGCCAAUGCUGGCAUCGAUGAAAUUGUCAGCGCUCAGAAGCCAUUCGUGGCUAAACACAACAUCUCCGCCGGCGACUUCAUUCAAUUUGCUGGUGCCGUUGGAGUCUCCAACUGCCCUGGUGGUGUCAGGAUUCCAUUCUUCUUGGGUCGCCCGGAUGCCGUAGCCGCCUCCCCGGACCACCUCGUGCCAGAGCCUUUUGAUUCUGUUGACACUAUUCUUGCCAGAAUGGGUGACGCAGGCUUCAGUGCCGUCGAGGUCGUUUGGCUCCUGGCUUCGCACUCCAUUGCCGCUGCCGACAAGGUUGACCCAUCGAUUCCUGGAACGCCAUUCGAUUCAACCCCCGGAGUUUUUGAUUCUCAGUUCUUCAUCGAAACGCAACUUAAAGGCAGACUCUUUCCAGGUACUCCUGACAACAAGGGAGAAGUCCAAUCUCCAUUGCAAGGGGAGAUCAGGCUUCAGUCAGAUCACUUGUUGGCUAGAGACCCCCAGACUGCCUGCGAAUGGCAGUCCAUGGUUAACAACCAGCCGAAGAUUCAGAACCGCUUCGCUGGUACCAUGUCGAAGAUGGCUCUUCUUGGCCAGGACAAGAGCAAACUGAUUGAUUGCUCUGAUAUUAUCCCCACCCCUCCUGCCCUUGUCGGAGCGGCCCACUUGCCGGCGGGAUUUUCUCUUAGCGAUGUAGAGCAAGCGUGCGCCGAGACGCCUUUCCCUGCUCUUACUGCUGACCCAGGCCCAGUAACCUCUGUCCCUCCCGUGUAA
Molecule: messenger RNA, 1077 nt
Organism: Pleurotus ostreatus (oyster mushroom)
Lineage: Eukaryota; Fungi; Basidiomycota; Agaricomycetes; Agaricales; Pleurotaceae
Product: Versatile peroxidase vpl1
Exons: 15
Coding region: 1-1077 (358 amino acids)
Biological process (GO): response to reactive oxygen species; hydrogen peroxide catabolic process; cellular response to oxidative stress
Molecular function (GO): heme binding; peroxidase activity
Source: RefSeq, a predicted model, not a curated record